UCGAAUAAGAACGUCAGGUGGUGUGCCGGGCCACACGAAACCACGAAUAACAUAUCAUAAAUCCGGUGAUAGUAACAUAAAUAUCGGUUAUGUUAAACUUGCUUGUAGUGCCUAACAGAUCUAUUUAUUUUGUGGUCCGUUCCUACGAAGGGAAUCGAUUUUGGACCCAGGAAGAUGAUUGAAGACGCGAAGCUCCGAUAAGAAGAUGAGUAGCCAAGACGAGACUGCUAGCCUGCUGGUAGCGCAACCAUCACUGACUAGCACUUCUUCUCCAGCAAACUGUUCCAAGCCGGUGCUGAUGCGCCAAGAAUGCACGACAUUCUUGGUGUCAUCGCACCAUCCUCAGCUUUCGGUGUUUUCUGACAGCGAGGAAGAUGGUUCCCUUUGUUUGGAGGAGAACAGUACUAGGUCAGUGCCGGAUAUUGAACUUCACUGCAGGCUCGACGUGAAAGGAUGCAAGCAGAAUUUGUCGUCAAACAUCCCGACGAGAAACAGGAGUUCAUCUAAUGCAUUUCAGCUUGCUCCCUACACGUCAUCACCGCGGGGCAUAUUGGAACGACGAACGUCUCAGACACCGGCGUCGACCUUGAAAAUCGUGCGCUCGGUGUCGAGAGAGAGCGUACGAUCCAUUCACCAUUGUACUUGUCCGUGCCUCAACGCGCCGGUAUCAUGCAGUUCAUGUCCAGUAGCACCACCAUCAGUUGUGACGACUCUGCCCGGCUCGAGGAUAAUUCGUCAAAGUUCGCAACCUGAAGCCUCAGCACCGUGUUGUGGCUCCAGUUGUGUGCAUGGUACCGCCCCCUCCACGUCCCUCAGGCAGCUGCGGGACCAUGGUGAAGGCGGCAUCGCGGGAAUUGCGGCGGACUCGCUCCGGAUCAACGGCGCGAUGCGGAAUUUCCGCCAGGGUUCAGGGAUGCUGUCGUCCUCUCAGACCAUGGCGCAAGCGCGCCGAACACGACUCAAGCGCGCUCUUACAGAAGUAACCAGCGAUACUGUGUCCUAUGUGAAAACGCUGCGAAAACCUGUGUCGACGCUUUCCAUCCCUGGGGCGGUGAAAAACUCGAGUAGAGACUCGGCUGGAGGGAGGAUGCAGCAGGAGGAGUCUGGUGUUGCUCUUGUGGGUCAUGUGGACUACCCGAGGUUUAUGGAGGAGAGGACUAUAGGGAGUGGAGUGUACAAAGGGCCUUCGUCCGGUAGCCUCAAGCACAAACCUAACGUAGGCUACCGGUUAGGGAGACGUAAAGCGCUUUUUGAAAAAAGAAAACGGAUUAGUGAUUAUGCUUUAGUUAUGGGGAUGUUUGGAAUUAUUGUUAUGGUUAUAGAAAAUGAACUCUCAAGUGCUGGCGUUUAUCAGAAAGACGAUUUUUACUCAAUUGCGCUCAAAACUCUGAUAUCUGUUUCGACUGUGAUUCUUUUAGGCCUCAUCGUGGCCUACCAUGCUUUAGAAGUGCAGCUUUUCAUGAUAGACAACUGCGCGGACGAUUGGCGUAUCGCGAUGACUUGGCAGAGGAUUUGCCAGAUCACGAUGGAGUUAGUAAUAUGUGCAGUGCAUCCGAUUCCUGGACACUAUCGGUUCGUGUGGUCGACGAAACUGGCGAACAAAGCCGGUGGGGACGGAUUAAAAAAAUGUGUACCGUACGACGUGCCCUUAUCUUUACCGAUGUUCCUGCGGCUUUACUUAAUCUGCAGAGUGAUGUUACUACAUAGUAAGUUGUUUACGGACGCAUCGUCGCGCAGCAUAGGAGCUCUUAAUCGAAUUAAUUUUAAUACACGAUUCGUCUUAAAAACUCUCAUGACCAUCUGCCCCGGGACAGUGCUCUUAGUUUUUAUGGUUUCCUUGUGGAUUAUUGCCAGCUGGACAUUGCGGCAGUGCGAAAGGUUCCACGAUGAAGAACACGCAAACCUGCUUAAUGCUAUGUGGCUGAUAGCGAUCACUUUCCUGAGCGUUGGCUUUGGAGAUAUUGUUCCUAACACGUAUUGUGGAAGGGGCAUUGCGGUCAGCACGGGCAUCAUGGGAGCUGGCUGCACGGCGUUGCUCGUAGCUGUGGUGUCUAGGAAGUUGGAAUUAACUCGCGCGGAGAAGCAUGUGCAUAAUUUUAUGAUGGACACCCAGCUGACAAAGCGGUUGAAAAACGCCGCCGCCAAUGUGUUGAGGGAAACUUGGUUAAUUUAUAAACAUACAAGGCUAGUGAAAAGGGUUAACCCUGGUAGAGUUCGGACGCAUCAAAGAAAAUUUUUACUCGCUAUUUACGCGUUACGUAAAGUUAAAAUGGACCAACGCAAAUUAAUGGACAAUGCCAACACCAUAACGGACAUGGCAAAGACACAAAACACCGUGUAUGAAAUAGUCUCCGAUAUGAGUACGAGGCAAGACACUUUGGAAGAUCGCCUGACGACAAUGGAAGAUAAGAUAGUGGCACUCCAGGAGCAGUUAGAGUUAUUACCUGACCUUAUAGCUAACAGGAUACAAGCUCAGGCGGAGAAAAUGGAGCAAAGACGCAAUUUUUUGCAUCCUGAAUCCGCGGCUGGUCUUCAACAGGCUCGUAGUGUUCCUCCUGGAUGCCCUUGGCCUGGUCCCGCUUUACCUCCUGCUGGAAAGCAAUCUGCUGCCUCUUCUGUCGCACAGAGUUGAUUUCCUUAUUGGAAUUAACUAUGCAACACAGUAUUUAGUCGGUAUAUAUAUUUUAAUGAACAUCAUGGGUGGUCAUAGUUUUCGUAUGGAAUUUACUCGUUCUGGCCUAUUUUUCUCAAUCUUUGCUUUCUUGAGAGCAAAGUCACCUAAUUUACAAACCAUGAUGAACAAUACUAAAUAUAUAUUGAAAUUUUAGAGCCUUAUCUAUAUACAGUAUUAGUAAUAAUACAACCACGUUGAUACUAAUAGGCGUUAGAUACUCAGUAACUACGAUUUGCCAUUAUCAUCGAUCAUAAAAUACUAUAAUCAUAUCUCAGCCACUAGAUAGCCAAUUCGAAAUUUACCAACACACCUACAUUUUACAAACGAUGUGCCAAUCGAUUCAUUGCAUUAAUUUUAUUUUAUAAAAUACUAACGAUAUUUUCAGAUAUUUAUAUAGGGACACAUUUUCUACAUUGAGAUAUGAUCUAGUAAUAUUUCUGUACUUCCUGAACUAGCUUAGCGCGGUGUUCAGAUUUCAGUCUUGAAUUAUAGAAUUUUUAAAAUUUAGUAGACUCAUUCCACCAAUACUCGAUUGAAUUGGCUAUAGUUCUAAAAUUAAUUAAAAAAGGUGGGGUGUAUAACGUUGCCAAUACAUGGCUUUUAUACAAAUUUGCUACUUUAUAGUUAAACUUCAGCCAAAUUUAGGCUAUUAGUUAAUUAUAAUUCCAUUAGAAGCUUCGUUAGAUGCUUUGAUUCCAGUAAUUUUUAAUAACUCGACUGACUGAAGUUUUAGACUUAGAUCGCUAUAUGAUUAUAGUAUUUUGUUACUAAUAAAAUAUAAAUCAACGAUAAGCACAUUUACUUUGUGAAUACACAGUUUAUGGAUUCCCUUAACAAAAUUACAAUAGUCAUGCCAAUAAGCAUAUAUCCGUUUAAAUUUUUUUCAUAUUAUAUAUGAUAAUAAUCCUAAAAUAGCCUGAUGAUUUUUUUAAUCGUAGAUAUUUAUAAUGUACAGAUGUAUUUAUCGUUUACUGACUAAUUUCGUUGAAUUUGUCUCUAAUACUGUUUUAGACUGUUCUCGUGGAAUGUCAAAUUUUACACGAUUUUACCAAUGUAAAACUCGUUAUACAUAGUUUCUAAAACAAUACAUCAACUAGUGCAUUUUUAAACAAUGAGUACUUCCACAAUUGACAAAAAGUAUAUUAUUGAUAAACAUAUUUCUUAUUCAGGAAUUUCGCACCAGGUACCAUUUUUCCUCAUUUAUACGAGUUUUGUAGCAAUAAGGAGGUUCAUUUCGUGCUGUAAAACGCGUCUUCAUCGACCAUUUCUUGUUUUUUAUCAUUGAGUUUGUAAAUAGGGUUAUUGUAAAUACUGGAUAAGAAAUAUGAGUGUGAAAGUAAAGCUUUAGAUUUGAUAAAUCAGUGAAAAUACUGGUGUGAUAGUGUAUGGUGCACCUUAAGCAUUAUAUAUAUUCAGAGGUCCAAAUUGUUAAACUGUUAGAGUUUUCUGCAAUUUCACAAGUUUUAUAAGCAUAUAUUAUAUAAUUUAGUAUAUACCCUAUAUUAUACAAGACAUAUAUCAGCAUAGUUAGCCUGUUUUAAAUUUCUUAGCGUUAUAUAUUUUCAAGUGCAUUUUCAUGUUACCCUACUCAUGUUACCAACGAAUAAACUACUAGUUUCCUAGAA
Molecule: messenger RNA, 4299 nt
Organism: Zophobas morio
Lineage: Eukaryota; Metazoa; Arthropoda; Insecta; Coleoptera; Tenebrionidae
Gene: SK
Product: small conductance calcium-activated potassium channel protein
Exons: 14
Coding region: 206-2632 (808 amino acids)
Biological process (GO): potassium ion transmembrane transport
Cellular component (GO): neuron projection; neuronal cell body; plasma membrane
Molecular function (GO): calmodulin binding; small conductance calcium-activated potassium channel activity
Source: RefSeq, a predicted model, not a curated record